This is a messenger RNA of Pyricularia pennisetigena, 1890 nucleotides long. RefSeq lists its product as uncharacterized. Gene Ontology annotation, biological process: protein dephosphorylation. Gene Ontology annotation, molecular function: protein phosphatase regulator activity. The annotation marks the transcript as partial. The transcript has 2 exons. The record is from RefSeq and is a predicted model, not a curated record. Gene Ontology annotation, cellular component: nucleus; cytoplasm; protein phosphatase 4 complex. Lineage: Eukaryota; Fungi; Ascomycota; Sordariomycetes; Magnaporthales; Pyriculariaceae.
GCUGACAUGAUGGAAAUUGAUACCGAUGAAGAUACUUUGCGCCAGCUCGCUGCCGGCGGCUCCAUGAACUUCUCCGCCUGGCCUUUGUUGCUCUGCGAUAUUAUCAACCGCCUCGAGAAGAUCGCUCACAAUGAGUUUCCAAUCCCCGUCAUACCCCCACCCCCGAGGCUCACACCACCACCGGAGCCGCGCUUCCUUGCUCCACUGCCAUCCUCGGACCCCAUAGGACCGUCGGAGCUCAAGAGGGUUGAGCAGAGCAAGGUGCCGACUACAACGACAUCAAAGACCACGGCUACCACAACCGCAGAUGUCUUUUCGUCGCCUGGUUCCUCCCAGGAAAACAACAAGGAGAAUGCGAACCCAAGUUCCAACGAAGCUCAAGCUGUGGCUGACGCACCAGCCGACACCACCACUACGAUCAGCACAUCGGCCGAGCCAGUAGCUUCAUCAUCAUCUCGGGUCACCGACUCACAGGCCCAACAACCCGCUCCUGGCGAGCUGCCAAUACAGAUACAGCAACAGCUGACUGAAAUCACAUCAACUCUCACGACUGGCUUCCCGGACCACCCGCCACACACCAUUCAGCGCCUGGCGGAGCUGGUCUUGCAUCCCCGCCAACACUAUCGCUCUCUCCCAUCGUACCUACAUGCUGUAGACCGGGUCGUGCAUGUUGCCUCUGGCGCCAACAUCUUCCCCCUGUCGCCCGCCGUCAUGGAUCCACGCGCUAUGGCGGCUCUUGCUAAUGGUGUGCCUGGAGGUGCUCCUGCAAACCCUUCCUCGUCUCCUUCAACAUCGACAUCUUCUACGGUAACCGCUCAGCCAGGUCUCGACGAGCAUUUGGGCGGAGCUCUUCUCACACCCAUCCCGUGGCUUACAAACAGACCCGAGAGCGUCGAUGGCGCAGAUGCCGCCCUCAGUCCAGAACCUGACAUGGACGAUGAGGACGGUGAACCUGCCGAUACUCUCCAUUCGCAGCAUCAUCCACAACCACAACAACAGCAUAGCGGUUCCGGUCGGCAGCGUCAUCAGCAGCGGUUAAGCACCGAGUCCACCGAGACCAUCGAGGGUCCCAAUGGAGUGGGCCACAUCGAGACCGUGUCCGUCUCCGUUAACGGUAUUGUCUCGCAUGGUGCCAGCACUUCAGCCUUAGCCGCUGCCCUUGGUCGUGGAGGUACAGAAGCCUCUUCAUCGUCGGCCCUGAGUACGAGCCAGGCCCAGCAGCCCGGGGCAGGAGGUAUUACCCAGGGUGAGCUGCUGCGUGAGGAACAACGUGCCGGUGUCGUCCCUGUCAGUCAGGUUCAGCGCGGUAGGGAAGCUGCACAGUCUCGAGCUGCUGCUUCUGCUGCUGCCCCCGCUGCGGCGGAACCCUCUGGCUCUCCUGUCGGGUCUACACCUACCGAGCAGGGUGAUGAAGAGAUGGAUGAUGCCCUCGGGGAAGCGGACGAGGCAGCCGGUGCGGGUGGUACGGAAUCCGAGGAGGAGACGCCGCACGUCCGUGGACCAGAGGAGAUCGGGCUGGCGGAUACAGGACCACAGGCAGCGGGAACCAGCAUCCCGGCGGCUGGCCAGACGGCACCUAACCUGGCCCUCCAAGACAUUAAUGUGGAGGCAGCCAUGGGACGGCCAGCAGACGAGACACGGGCGGCGUCGGCCCCAACUUCGCUAACCUCCUCGGAACCAAGCGGUGUGGCUCUGGACUCGGGGGAUGAUGCACCGCGAGACAGAGCUUCGACCCCGAAGCGUGACGCAGAUGGUGAGCCAGCUUCGAGAGACGAGCCCCCUGCCAAGAAACUGCGCGAGAGCCCUCAGGAAGCCGUCAAAGACUCCCAGGAUGGAGAAAAGCCGGCACAGGAUGGGGCUCAAGGUGCCGAGCCCGAUAGCAAGGAAUAG